Molecule: messenger RNA, 1753 nt
Organism: Teleopsis dalmanni
Lineage: Eukaryota; Metazoa; Arthropoda; Insecta; Diptera; Diopsidae
Product: uridine 5'-monophosphate synthase-like
Exons: 3
Coding region: 191-1660 (489 amino acids)
Biological process (GO): 'de novo' pyrimidine nucleobase biosynthetic process; 'de novo' UMP biosynthetic process
Molecular function (GO): orotate phosphoribosyltransferase activity; orotidine-5'-phosphate decarboxylase activity
Source: RefSeq, a predicted model, not a curated record
AAAAAUGGCAUCACUGUUUACUCUGUUUGAUGAGUACUAAAUAAAUUUUAACACGAAUGUCAUUUGCGUUGGAAUUUCAAAGCAAAGUGGACCUGUUUUCGCGGUGUUGAUUUGAAAAACGCGUGGUAAAUUGUGCUGUAAAUGAGAUUCUAAAUUGGAUAUUUUUAAUUAGAAGUGAAAGGAGACAAUCAUGAUUGCAAAAGAUAUGGCACAAAUGAAAUCACUGGCGAUAAAACUAUUUGAGAUAAAUGCAUUCAAAUUUGGCGAUUUUAAAAUGAAAGUCGGUAUAAAUUCGCCAGUUUAUUUUGAUUUACGGGUCAUCGUUAGUUUUCCAGAAGUAAUGCAAACAGUCUCGGAUUUGUUGGUAUCAUAUAUCAAAGAGCAACAGCUGACAGCGAAGCAUGUGUGCGGUGUGCCGUACACAGCGCUGCCUUUGGCAACACUUGUCUCUGUUCAACAGAAUACGCCAAUGCUUGUGAGGCGCAAAGAAGCCAAAAACUAUGGUACAAAAAAAAUAAUUGAAGGAAUUUUUAAUGCUGGAGAUACGUGUCUCAUUGUUGAAGAUGUAGUUACAUCUGGAUCAAGUAUUCUAGAUACUGUUAACGAUCUUACACGUGAGGGCAUUGUCGUAACAGACGCUGUAGUUGUUGUUGAUCGGGAACAAGGCGGAGCUGGUAACAUUGCUAAACAUUCUGUGCGUAUGCACUCACUAUUCACGUUAUCGUUUUUACUGAACACUUUGCUUGAAGCUGGAAAAAUUGAACGAGACACCGUGGAUGCGGUAGCAAAAUAUAUAGCGGCAUGUCAGAUCAAUAGCGAUGGAACUUUUGCAAACGACAAGCCACAAGUUGUUAAUGAUUUUGUUCGCACAAGAAUGCCUUACGAAAGUCGUGCCAACUUGGCUAAGUGUGAACUAGCAAAGCAACUCUUCCUUUUGAUGUCCACCAAGAAGACAAAUUUAUGCCUGGCAGCCGAUUUAACAAAAUGUGAGGAAAUUUUGGAUGUUGCCGAGAAAUGUGGGCCAUAUAUAUGUGUGCUUAAAACACAUAUAGAUAUAGUAGAAGAUUUUAGUCAGGAUUUGAUAAGGCAACUUCAAAAUUUGGCAAAGAAACACAAUUUCUUAAUAAUGGAAGAUCGUAAGUUUGCUGAUAUAGCCAAUACAGUGUCACAUCAAUACAGAGAUGGUAUAUAUAGAAUCUCUGAAUGGGCUGAUUUAGUAACAGCGCAUUCUUUGUCUGGUAGAAGCAUAUUAGUUGGACUUAAAGCUGGUGUCACUACGGCGGAUAGUAAAAAUCGUGGUGUUUUUCUUUUGGGAGAAAUGUCUGCACCAGGAAAUUUGAUUGAUGACAAAUAUAAGGAAACAACAAGCAAAAUUGCAACGGAAGGCAGUUUUGUUGACUUCGUGGCUGGAGUUGUUUGCCAGUCAAAAGAAUGUUUUUCGUUUCCUGGCUUAAUACAGUUAACACCAGGAGUUAAAAUUGAUGAAACAAGUGAUAAAUUAGGGCAACAAUACAACACACCCGAGCAUGUAAUAAAAGAUAAGGGCGGUGAUAUUGGUGUUGUAGGAAGGGGCAUUUUACAAGCGAAAUGUAUUGAAACCGCUGCUGCAUUGUAUCGAGAUCGACUUUGGGCCGCAUACAUAGACCGAGUUGCCAAGUAAGUCUUUACUUUCGUAUAAAACGAAAUAUUUCUAUUUCUCGUGAUUUUUUUGAUGCUAAUAUAUACAUUUCAAAAUCAAAUAUGAAAAGGUUUA